Molecule: messenger RNA, 4382 nt
Organism: Archocentrus centrarchus (flier cichlid)
Lineage: Eukaryota; Metazoa; Chordata; Actinopteri; Cichliformes; Cichlidae
Gene: top3a
Product: DNA topoisomerase III alpha
Exons: 19
Coding region: 377-3502 (1041 amino acids)
Biological process (GO): DNA recombination; DNA repair; DNA topological change
Cellular component (GO): nucleus; chromosome; RecQ family helicase-topoisomerase III complex
Molecular function (GO): DNA binding; zinc ion binding; DNA topoisomerase type I (single strand cut, ATP-independent) activity
Source: RefSeq, a predicted model, not a curated record
AUACUAUUUUUAUAACCUUAUUUUAAGGUUUAAUCGGAGCUUUUUUUCUUGUGUGCGGAGUUUACGACAGUAUUCCGACCUUGUUGACGGCAGGCGCGGAUUUUGUAAACAGAGCUAACGUCCCUACUGUGUCUGAGAGCCUCUUCGAGUUUUUGAUUAACAGUUGUUCGUGUGUUAGGGUCAUAUUUCCGCUUUGUUCAUUGUUUCAUUUGUGUGGACUGUAGUUGGUCAAGCUUUGGUUACUUUUUGGCUCUUUGUGAAAGUUUCUGAGGGCGGAUACCGUGUAGCUAGCCACGUCAGCUAGCAUGCUAACAGAGUGGGUUGACAGCAGCAGUGACGCUGCCCGCUGGACCGGCUGCUUCAUGUGAGAGCGGGCAUGCUAGUAGCGCGCCUGCUCGGGAGAUCUGUGUUUUUAUCGGGACUACGGCAGCCGGGGGUCCAACGGAGGUUUUUCUGUGCGGCGCAGAGUGUCCGGUUCCAGGACACACCGCAACAGGAGGCGGACAUGAUCCGGAGCCGAAGUCAGAUCAGGCGGGUCCUUUGCGUGGCCGAGAAGAACGAUGCCGCUAAGGGCAUCUCCGAAAUUAUGUCCAACGGCAGGGCCAGGAGGAGGGAAGGAAUGUCCAAAUUUAAUAAAAUCUAUGAGUGUGAAUAUAACCUCUUUGGGCAGAAUGUGUCUGUCACAAUGACAUCAGUAUCGGGUCAUUUACUGGGUCUGGAGUUUAAAGCUCCGUUUCAGAAAUGGCACAGUUGCAAUCCGGUGCUGCUGUUUGAUGCACAAGUAGAGAAAUAUUGUCCAGAUAAUAUGUUACAAAUUAAGCGGACUCUAGAGAAGGAGGUGAGGCAGUGCCAGGCCUUGAUCAUCUGGACUGAUUGUGACAGGGAGGGAGAAAACAUUGGCUUUGAAAUCAUAGAUGUUUGCAAAGCAGUGAAGCCAAAUUUACAAGUCUUUCGGGCAAAAUUUUCUGAGAUCACCCCCAACUCAAUUCGAAGAGCUUGUGAGACUCUAACAGAACCCGAUGCUAACGUCAGCGAUGCUGUUGAUGUCCGCCAGGAGCUGGACUUGCGUAUAGGUGCAUCCUUCACUCGAUUCCAGACACUUCGCUUGCAGAAGAUCUUCCCAGAGUCCCUGGCCAAUCAGCUGAUCUCAUACGGCAGCUGUCAGUUUCCCACUCUGGGUUUUGUGGUGGAGCGCUUCAAAGCCAUCCAGGCGUUCAUAUCUGAGACUUUCUACAAGAUCAAAGUGCUCCAUGAGGUGGAGGAGGACUGUGUGGAGUUCAGUUGGAAAAGAAACCGUCUCUUCAAUCACACAGCUUGCCUAGUGCUUUACCAGAUCUGUAUGGAGGAUCCCAUAGCAACAGUCACCUCAGUAACCAGCAAACCUAAGAGCAAAUGGAGGCCAUUGCCUUUGGACACUGUGGAACUGGAGAAACUGGCUUCACGGAAGCUCAGAAUAAGCGCCAAAGAGACCAUGAAAAUUGCAGAAAAGCUCUAUACCCAGGGGUUCAUCAGCUAUCCCCGCACAGAGACGAACAUUUUUCCACCAAACUUGGCUCUCGCCCCGCUGGUAGAGCAGCAGACACAGAGCCCGGUCUGGGGGACGUUUGCCCAGCGGGUGCUCGACCAGCCGGGGGGGCCCAACCCACGACAGGGCAAGAACUCCGACCAAGCCCACCCUCCCAUACACCCCACUAAGUUCACUAACACGCUGCAGGUAGGCAAUGAAGGACGUCUGUAUGAGUUCAUUGUCCGCCAUUUCCUGGCUUGUGUAUCCCAGGAUGCUCUGGGGCAAGAAACUGUUGUGGACAUAGACAUUGCCCAGGAGAAGUUCUCCACCUCGGGACUAAUGAUCAUUGCAAGGAACUACCUGGAUGUUUACCCUUAUGACAGAUGGAGCACAAAGGUGAUUCCAGUGUAUGAACAAGGCUCUCAGUUCCAGCCCUCUGCUAUUGAGAUGGUGGACGGACAGACGAGUCCUCCGCAGCUGCUCACUGAAGCUGACCUUAUAUCACUGAUGGAGAAGCAUGGCAUUGGCACAGAUGCAACCCAUGCUGAGCACAUUGAAACCAUAAAGAGUCGCAUGUAUGUGGGCUUGACAGCUGAUCAGAGGUUCACUCCUGGAGAGCUCGGCAUGGGACUAGUGGAGGGUUAUAACUCCAUGGGCUAUGAGAUGUCAAAACCAAAUCUGCGUGCCGAAUUGGAGGCGGACCUCAAGCUGGUAUCAGAAGGUCGAAAGGACAAAUGGAGUGUACUGCAGCAUCACAUCCAGAAAUACAAGACCGUCUUCAUUGAGUCUGUCAGGAAAGCAAAGAAGUUAGAUGAAGCCCUGUCUCCCUAUCUCGGUGCGGCUCAGGAAAUCACUGAAGCAGAGCAGCAGGACAUGGAGAUCCCGCUGCCAGUGAGGAAGUGUCCUAACUGUGGUCGGGAUAUGGUGCUGAAGAAGAAGAGGGAGGGAAACAGUAAGUACCUGUCAUGUGUGGGUUUCCCAGCCUGUAAGACAGCCGUGUGGUUCCCCGACAUGGUGCUCGAGGUCGACAGAGAUGAAAGCAUUUGUCCCACCUGUCAGCCACAUCCUAUUCAUAUGUUGAAGUUCAAGUUUCGCAGGGGUAGCCUUCCUCCCAUGAUGCCUCUGGAAUUUGUUGGCUGCAUCGGUGGCUGUGAUGAGACCAUCCGAGAAGUACUGGACCUGAAAUACCUCAGACCGGGGGGAGGAGGUGGUGGUGGCACAGGAGGUGGAGGAGGAGGAGGUGGAAGAGGAGAUGACCCUCAUCCACCACCUCCAAGGCCACCCAGACCAGAUCCAUCCAGAAGCCGAAUCUCCAAUCCUCGCCCUUCUCUCCCACCUGUCCCCUCCUGGACCCCACAGCCGAUACCUCCACCAUGUGGCAGCGGUAUGAAUGUAGACACCAACAAUGAUGCUAUUGUGUGCAACUGUGGUCAGGAUGCACUUCUCCUGACUGUGCGCAAAGAGGGCCCUAAUCAAGGCCGUCAGUUCUACAAGUGCAACGCCGGGAGCUGCAACUUCUUUCUAUGGGCAGAUCAGCCGAGUCAGCAGGGGGCGCCACAGAAUCAAGGGCCACCGCUUCCAGCACCGAUGACAUCCCAGCCUCCGAGGCUAUCUCUGGGAUUCAGAAACACACCUGUGGGAGGCAGAGGGCAGGAAUCGAGUGCAGCAGGAAAUGUGGGACAGGUGAUGUGCGACUGUAACGAGGCGGCUGUGACACGCACGGUGCAGAAGGAAGGUCCAAACAAGGGUCGCAUGUUCCACACCUGCGGGAAACCAAGAGAGCAGCAGUGCGGCUUCUUCCACUGGGCUGAUGAGAAUGUCCCUCCACCAGGUGGUUUUGGUGUUGGAUUUAUUGGUGGUGGAGACCGAGGGAGGAAGGGAAGGAAGAUGAUGGGAGAUUCGAGUGCUAACAGACCCCCCGCUGCUAAGAAACCCCGCACCUGCAGCAUCUGCCACAUGCCGGGACACACCCGAAUCACCUGUCCUCAGCGAUGACCGCUGUCUGCGACUGAAGCCCCACCCCGUUACUGGGCAGAGUUAAUGAAGUCUGUGACUUCUGUUUUAAAUAUUCAUCAACUUGGAGCAUAAGUGCCUCUUCACAAAGGGUGGGGACCGCUGUGAAGCAAUGGGUCCAACAGGAUAAGUACAGUUUUGAGCAUAACAUCAAAGUCAUGUACGGCUCAAAACAAAAAAAUUUUAGUUUCCACUUGCAGUGUGCCACGUGUUGGCCAAACCGAUGCCAGAGUCAGUUUGUGUCCAACAUGAACUGCAGCUCUUUUUUCAGCACUGAGCCCUUAGCUGUCCUCGGAUCUGUUCUAGAUGAAUGGCUCUUCUCUGGAUCUUGGGAGUAAAGAUAAGGACCUGUUAAUACUGAAGUGUAAAAACCAAAAACUAAUCAGAAUCGUACUCGGACCAUUUACGCUGGAGCAUAACAGCACACAUAAAACAAACUCUCAGAGACGCACACUGAGGUGUUGAACUAGUUUUAUUACUUGCUUUUGUAACCACAGCAACCUGAAAGCGCUCAGCAAGUAAUUGAAAAUUUGCUCACCUGGCCUUGGAUCAACUGAUCCUCUACUCUGCUGUGUUUCUCUGUUUUUACAAUCCCGACAGCUUGACUGAGAUCAGCUGGAGAAUUCUGACUCACAAGCAGCGCUGCAUUUGACAAAUAAACACCGUCUUAAGACAGCGUAUGUGCGCACAGUUCGUGGCCAAUUCAUUGUGAUGUAUUGAUUUCUGUUCCUGAUCAUUUUUGUGUGUUGAUUUAUGAAGGUGGAAGAAACAGCACAAUGUGCCUUUACACUGCAAACAGAAUGAGUGCAGAAAGAAAAGUGGUUGGAUUGGUGGCUGAUGUUAACGCUGAUAAAAGCUAAUA